AUGUCCGAGAAGCCCCAGAACCCCAUGCGGGAUCUCCGCAUCCAGAAGCUCGUCCUCAACAUCUCCGUUGGCGAGUCUGGUGACAGGCUGACCCGAGCAGCCAAGGUGCUCGAACAGCUGAGCGGUCAAACCCCCGUCUACAGCAAGGCCCGCUACACCGUCCGUACCUUCGGCAUCCGCAGGAACGAGAAGAUCGCCGUGCACGUCACGGUCCGGGGCCCCAAAGCCGAGGAGAUCCUCGAGCGCGGCCUCAAGGUCAAGGAGUACGAGCUGCGCAAGCGCAACUUCAGCGAGACGGGCAACUUCGGCUUCGGCAUCAGCGAGCACAUCGACCUCGGCAUCAAGUACGACCCGGGCAUCGGCAUCUACGGCAUGGACUUCUACUGCUGCAUGACCCGCCCCGGCGAGCGCGUCUCCCGCCGCCGCCGCUGCAAGAGCAAGAUCGGCUCCACCCACAAGAUCAAGCGCGAUGAGAGCGUCAAGUGGUUCAAGCAGCGAUUCGAUGGUAUCGUCCGGUAG
Phialemonium atrogriseum is the source of this 519-nucleotide messenger RNA. RefSeq names its product ribosomal protein L5. Lineage: Eukaryota; Fungi; Ascomycota; Sordariomycetes; Cephalothecales; Cephalothecaceae. The record is from RefSeq and is a predicted model, not a curated record. Gene Ontology annotation, cellular component: cytosolic large ribosomal subunit; ribosome. The transcript has 3 exons. Gene Ontology annotation, molecular function: RNA binding; structural constituent of ribosome. Gene Ontology annotation, biological process: translation. Bases 1 to 519 code for a protein of 172 amino acids.